GCUGUACAAAUAGUGAACACAUUGCUCGCAGUCAGUCUCUUCAAACCCUAGCCAGUAUUUCUCGAAGCCCUCACCAAUGGCUUCGCGCAGACUCUUAUCUUCGCUUCUCCGAUCGUCCGUCCGCCGAUCUCCCUCUAAAUCUUGUUUGUCAAAUCCUAGAAUUUCCACGUCUCCCUCCACACGCGGGGCAUCUCCCUAUGGCUACAUCCUUAACCGCGUUGCGGAGUACGCCACCUCCGCUGCGGCAGCGGCUCCAUCUUCUCCGCCGACACCGAAGGGCGAUGCCAGCAAAAAGGGAAAAAUUGUUGAUGAGUUCACUGGAAAGGGUGCGAUCGGUCAGGUGUGCCAGGUCAUCGGUGCUGUGGUCGAUGUGCGAUUCGAAGAGGGACUGCCUCCAAUUCUAACGGCUCUUGAGGUGCUUGACAACCCGAUCCGGUUGGUGCUUGAGGUGGCGCAGCAUUUGGGAGAGAGUAUGGUUAGAACUAUUGCCAUGGACGGAACGGAAGGGCUUGUCAGAGGACAGCGCGUGCUUAAUACUGGUUCUCCUAUUACUGUUCCUGUGGGUAGGGCUACCCUGGGCCGUAUCAUGAAUGUGAUUGGAGAGCCAAUCGAUGAGAAAGGCGAUAUCAAAACUGAGCAUUUCCUGCCCAUACACAGAGAAGCUCCAGCAUUCGUUGAACAGGCUACUGAACAACAGAUUCUUGUGACUGGUAUCAAGGUUGUUGAUCUUCUUGCACCAUACCAGAGAGGUGGAAAGAUUGGGUUGUUUGGUGGUGCUGGUGUGGGAAAGACCGUGUUGAUUAUGGAACUUAUUAACAAUGUUGCAAAAGCUCAUGGUGGUUUCUCAGUGUUUGCUGGCGUCGGGGAACGAACAAGAGAGGGUAAUGAUUUGUAUAGGGAAAUGAUUGAGAGCGGUGUCAUUAAACUUGGUGAUAAGCAGGCUGAUAGCAAGUGUGCCCUUGUCUAUGGUCAAAUGAAUGAGCCUCCAGGUGCUCGUGCUCGUGUUGGUCUUACUGGAUUGACUGUGGCUGAACACUUCCGUGAUGCUGAAGGACAAGAUGUGCUUCUCUUUAUUGACAACAUUUUCCGCUUCACCCAAGCUAACUCUGAAGUGUCUGCUUUGCUUGGACGUAUUCCAUCUGCCGUCGGUUAUCAACCAACUUUGGCCACAGAUCUUGGAGGUCUUCAGGAGCGUAUUACUACCACCAAGAAAGGUUCCAUCACUUCUGUCCAGGCCAUUUAUGUACCUGCUGAUGAUUUGACAGAUCCAGCCCCUGCUACCACCUUUGCUCACUUGGAUGCCACAACUGUGUUGUCACGACAGAUUUCUGAACUUGGUAUUUAUCCUGCUGUGGAUCCGCUUGACUCUACAUCUCGUAUGCUCUCUCCUCAUAUUUUGGGUGAGGAACACUACAAUACUGCUCGUGGGGUGCAGAAAGUCCUUCAAAAUUACAAGAAUCUGCAAGAUAUCAUUGCCAUUUUGGGAAUGGAUGAGCUCAGUGAAGAUGACAAGUUGACUGUUGCCCGUGCUCGCAAGAUUCAAAGAUUCUUGAGCCAGCCUUUCCAUGUUGCAGAAGUUUUCACUGGUGCUCCUGGCAAGUAUGUUGACUUAAAAGAAAGCAUUGGCAGCUUCCAGGGAGUGUUGGAUGGAAAGUAUGAUGAUCUUUCAGAACAGUCUUUUUACAUGGUUGGAGGCAUUGAUGAGGUUAUUGCCAAGGCUGAGAAGAUCGCUAAAGAAUCUGCUGCCUAAUCUAAUGUCUGACCUCUACCUUCUCUCCUUUUCCCGGUUCCCGACGAUUGCGAAAAUCAAUAAUUUAAGUGGUGUUUGCAAUGCCAUCAACAGGAUGUUCAUUUUUUGGUAUUCACUGUAUCAGGAUUUUUUUUUGGUUUCUGUUUAAAUGUUUAUUGCAGAGUGAGAGAGAGGAGUAGAACUGGGACCUCUGUUGCCAACCCUUUUUCCUUGUGAUUUAAUAAGUUGAGAAAAAAGGAAGACAGAUGUAUAUUUUCACCUUGUUUUUGGAUACAUCAGGUGCUACAGUUAGCCCUUGAGUCAAUUGCCAACUUUGUUUUA
Tripterygium wilfordii is the source of this 2071-nucleotide messenger RNA. RefSeq names its product ATP synthase subunit beta, mitochondrial. Gene Ontology annotation, biological process: proton transmembrane transport; proton motive force-driven mitochondrial ATP synthesis. NCBI's taxonomy places the organism in Eukaryota, Viridiplantae, Streptophyta, Magnoliopsida, Celastrales, Celastraceae. Bases 77 to 1750 code for a protein of 557 amino acids. The record is from RefSeq and is a predicted model, not a curated record. The transcript is spliced from 9 exons. Gene Ontology annotation, molecular function: proton-transporting ATP synthase activity, rotational mechanism; ATP binding; ATP hydrolysis activity.